Pteronotus mesoamericanus is the source of this 3222-nucleotide messenger RNA. It is a transcript of the gene SAR1A, whose product is annotated as secretion associated Ras related GTPase 1A. The coding region runs from base 267 to 863 and encodes 198 amino acids. The transcript has 7 exons. Gene Ontology annotation, biological process: membrane organization; intracellular protein transport; endoplasmic reticulum to Golgi vesicle-mediated transport. Gene Ontology annotation, molecular function: GTPase activity; GTP binding. NCBI's taxonomy places the organism in Eukaryota, Metazoa, Chordata, Mammalia, Chiroptera, Mormoopidae. Gene Ontology annotation, cellular component: endoplasmic reticulum exit site; COPII vesicle coat. The record is from RefSeq and is a predicted model, not a curated record.
UUUCUUCCCCUAAUCCUCACCUGAGGAUGUGCUUACUGAUUUUAGAGAUAGGUGAAGGGGCGGGGUGGAGAAAGAAAAACCGAGAGGAACAUCCUUUGUUUGCCUCUCCUACGCACCCUGACCAGCACCCUGACCAGCGAUCAAACCCACAACCUAGGUAUGUUACGUUCCCUGAUCUGGAAUCGAAUCUACGACCUUUCAGUGUAUGGGAUGAUUGUCCAACGAACUGAGCCACACCAGCCAGGGCUAGGUAGUAAGCAUUAAUAAUGUCUUUCAUCUUUGAGUGGAUCUACAAUGGCUUCAGCAGUGUGCUCCAGUUCCUAGGACUCUACAAGAAAUCUGGAAAACUUGUAUUCUUGGGUUUGGAUAAUGCAGGCAAAACCACUCUUCUACACAUGCUCAAAGAUGACAGAUUGGGCCAACAUGUUCCAACAUUACAUCCGACAUCAGAAGAGCUGACAAUUGCUGGAAUGACUUUUACAACUUUUGAUCUUGGUGGGCACGAGCAAGCACGUCGGGUUUGGAAAAAUUAUCUCCCAGCAAUUAAUGGGAUCGUCUUUCUGGUGGACUGUGCAGAUCAUCCACGCCUCAUGGAAUCCAAAGCCGAACUUAAUGCUUUAAUGACUGACGAAACAAUAUCCAAUGUGCCAAUCCUUAUCUUGGGUAACAAAAUUGACAGAUCAGAUGCAAUCAGUGAAGAAAGACUCCGUGAAAUUUUUGGACUUUAUGGACAGACCACAGGAAAGGGAAAUGUGACUCUGAAGGAACUGAAUGCUCGCCCCAUGGAAGUGUUCAUGUGCAGUGUGCUCAAGAGGCAAGGCUAUGGUGAGGGCUUCCGCUGGCUCUCCCAGUACAUUGACUGAUGUUUGGACAGUGAAAAUAAAAGAGUUUUACUUCUCUGGACUGAUCCUAUUCACAGCUUCCUCAUGAACUUUUCUAAUAGAACAAGGAAAGCUCUCCACAACCAUGUCUGGCGUUGAGAAGCCAAGAGUCUCUGUCAGCUCUCUCAUCGCCCAGUGGUGACAUGUGCUCUUCUCCACACUGUCGGGAGGCAACGCUGCCCCACGCACUGGUGCAGGUCAGCAUCCCGGGACUUGGAAGCUGGCAGGAUUUGCCGGGUACAGCUGUGUGCCAUCAUGGGACACCUGAAAAGAAAAACACGUCUCACCACUGUGGUUGAUUUCAAAAGAAAGUGAUUCUAUUUUUUAAAGAAAGUGUUGUUAAUGUAAUUGGUUUCCCUUCUAACUUUUUGAGUUUGUAACUUACUUGGUCCAGAGUUUUCUAUUCCAUUUUUUUUUUUAAUCUAGUGAGUGGCAUAUAGAUACUUCAUAAAAUUAUGCACAGAUACAUGUUGGUGGCCAGAGCUCCGUCAAGUGAACCUCGUUCUGUUGAGUUAGCAGGUCAGUGAGAGAAAGCGCCCCUGUCUGUCUAACUGCCUUGGAGUAGGUGGCAGCACCUUGUGCACAGAGAACUAGGAAAGGGCAGAACCCUGGCCGUGCAGUUGCAGCCGGUUCCCACUGUGGCGAGCUAGGGUUAUUCCUCAUCAUGGAGUGGAUAGCAGGUCGUUGACUGCGGAAGAGUUAAUUAUAGAGUGGGUUAUUAUUAUUACUUAAAAAUUAACAAAUUUCAGCCAGUCUUUGCUUUUAAUUAACUGUUGGAAAUUUUAUUUCUCUUUGUAGCACCUUUUCCGUUAUCAGUUAUAAAAAGUGACUUUCGCCCCAUGAAAGAGUUGAGGGCAUCUCCUUUGUUGUCAUACAGUGAGGUGUGUCAGUUACUUUUGCACAGAUUUUAGGGAGGGGGGGGCAGUUUCUGAAUAGGAGAGUCAUAUAGGAUAAAGUUAACAGCUUAUAGGCUCUUAAGCUCUUAAUUCUGUGAUUUGAGAACUUAAAAAUGUGGUAUUGUAGAAUUUGGUUGAAUCUGGGAAAGAUUUACUCAGUAGACUUUAAAUUUUCCAGUUGCAGAAUUUGGUCUCUUUAUUGGACUGGUCUUCAGCUUGCUUGCUUUUUUCUUUUUUUUUGUCAGUUAUUAAUUUUUUUUGGUGUUUAAAAGUUAACAUCUGUAGCUUUUACAGACUUUUUUUGUAUGAAAUUUUCUUUCUCCAUUCCAGAAUUAAGCUGGGGAAACUCUAAUCCAAGAACUUCGUGUAGCGCUCUUGCUGUUGAGCCAGCAUCACUUACCUAUCAGUAAACAGUACAGAAGCCACCAUGUCCCCUCCGGUAGUGUGAUGAGGAUUAUUUUUGUAACUUUCCAUUUUCUUAAUGCCAUAUGUGAAAUUGGAUUUUCAUGAUCUUAACUGAUUUUCUACCCUUGCAGUAAACGGUGAUAGGAUCAGAGGUGGUCUUAAGGUGGGAGGAUGUCUUUGUUCACUUUUCCUUUAAUGACAAAUCAGAGGUAAUUUCCUCAAAAUUGAAAAUUGUGAUGAUGGUGCUUAUUUGUAGAGGAUUGAAUUCAGUGGAUUCUUGCUUAAAAUGUGAGGGAAGGGAAAGUGUGCAUAACAUAUUUUUGGAGUGAGAGAGUAUUGUUCUUUAGCUGGAUUUCUCAUUGUUAACAACAUCUUCAGUACUAGUAGGCAAGCGUAUUUUUUCACUGCUAUGUACCAAAUGCAGAGCUCAGUGGAGUAUAAGUCUGAAAUGAGCAUGACUUUCAUUUAUGAGCAAGCACAGCUGGAUUAAGAUAGUUGUUGGUUUGGAAAGGGGUUAAAGCCUUAAGUGAGCAAGUCUAUCUCACCGUGAAUUAGUUAACUUGCAUACCUUCAAUUGACUUUGGCUAAAGGUAACCCAUACUUCUCUAUCCAGAGACACAGGAAGUAUGAUUGCUUCAGUGUUAGUUUUCUCAUUUUUCUUCUUUUCCCUUUCCCUCUAAUCACUUUGUAGCAAGCUAGAAACCUAUGAAUUCUACGCAGAGUAGCUCUUUGUGAAAGUGGUUUAUUUUGGCCACUGGAGAAAGAGGGGAUUGAAAUGUCAAGUAGUCAAAUAGCACUAGUCUAUUUCUUGCCCCACAGAAAACACUGUUCCUAUAAUAACAGAGCAGAAAGAAACUGCGGUGAGGAGCUUGGCUCUUAACAGUGAGGUUCAGAGCUUUGUACAGGAACUCCCAUGAAUUGAGACUUUUCAUUCUGUUUUAUCAGAGUGCAUAUAUGUCCUAUUUCAGGAAGAGUAAACAGUCAUUUACAAAAGAAAGUCAGUGUGUAGCCUAAGCAUUUUAAUAAAAAGUUAAAAGAAA